AAGAUGUACCCUUCGAGCCCCAAUAUUUCCAGCUCUUCAUCUUUCUUUCACAUUAAUAUUCCAUCUCCUUCUAUGCAAUAUGAACCGGAAUUCAUCCAAUAUUUCCAUGACUUUCAAUUCAUCCAACCUGCAGCUUACGAUCAGAAUAAUUUGGAUAUUACGGCAGAAGAAGGUGAUCAUAAGAUGGAAGAAGAUGAAUUGAUCAUAAAAAACAAGAAGGAUGAGAGUACUAGUACCACUACUAGUACUAUUCGUAGAAAAAACAACAAGAGAGUUACUACUGGUGCUGGUGUAGGACCUUCGAAGAAAGAUAGACACAGCAAAAUAAACACGGCACAUGGCCCAAGAGACCGAAGAAUGAGACUUUCACUUGAAAUUGCUAGAAAAUUCUUCAAUUUGCAAGACUUGCUUGGGUUCGAUAAGGCUAGCAAAACUGUAGAAUGGCUACUCACAAAGUCAAAAUCAGCUGUAAACGAUCUCGUUCAGAAAAUUAACAAAGAAAAAUGCAGUGCUAGUACAAAUCCUAAUAUUGGUGGUGUUGUAUCAUCUCCCUCCGAGUCAUGUGAAGUUAUAUCUGGAGUAAUCGACGAAUCAGCAGCAACUAAUAAUAAUACUAACAAGCAACAGAAGAAAAAAGUAGUUAAGUCGAUUCGUAGGGCAAUAUUUCAUCCAGUUGUUGCAAAGGAAUCAAGGAAAGAAGCAAGAGCAAGGGCAAGGGAAAGAACAAAAAUAAAGAAAAGCCUAAAUAAUGGUGAUCAAUCCAUGGCGCCUGAUGAGGAUUUAACAAGAUCAUUAGGAUCUUGGAGUACUACAUUUGAAGAUCAUCAAUCAGGUAUUCAAGCCUAUAAUAAUACUAACAAUAUUAUGAAUGCUGUUGAUAACUUUAAUUUGGUGGAUACUAGCAAUUGGAGCCCAUUUAUGUUCAACUAUCACCAAAUCAAUACUGAAAUUUCUCAGGAGCAUCAAUUGACAAACUUCCAGUAUUCUGGCAAGUUAUGGGAAGCUUAAUUAGGGCAAGGAAGUUCUACUUAAGCAAGCUUGUUGAUUUAGUGCAACUUCAGAAGAAGGCUAUUUGGUCAUGUUGGUAAUGUAAAAUGAAUUUGUCUAUUUUAUUAUUGAGUGUAUUCCAUGAAAAACAACUUGUAUUUUUCUUAUAAAUAAGCUCAUCUUUUUCUUUCAA
Molecule: messenger RNA, 1180 nt
Organism: Solanum stenotomum
Lineage: Eukaryota; Viridiplantae; Streptophyta; Magnoliopsida; Solanales; Solanaceae
Product: transcription factor CYCLOIDEA-like
Exons: 2
Coding region: 4-1008 (334 amino acids)
Biological process (GO): regulation of secondary shoot formation
Cellular component (GO): nucleus
Molecular function (GO): DNA-binding transcription factor activity; sequence-specific DNA binding
Source: RefSeq, a predicted model, not a curated record